CAUCCUCAUGUGCAGGUCUGGCAUACGGCGAUGGCGGUGCCAGAGGAAGUUUCCCUGUCUCUGACUGUGGACUAGAAUCAAGAUGAUGUUGAUUAGCAAGGCCAGGACAUUGUCCACGAUCAGUACCCACUUUCUGCUUCUCCCCCACUUGUUCGCGCCUGGCAAGAAAACCCUGUCAUAAAUGUCAUCCUUCAAGUUCGUUGCGAAAAUAGUCGGCACGGAAUACAGCAAGUAAGUUCAUCCGAGGAAGACUGUCGGAUGGUGCAAUGCGGACACAGUCUUGUGAGGCCUUUCGAUGUCUGGAUGUACCUAUGGACCAGAUCUCAGGAUCUAACUGUUUUAAGCAACCCGCGUGCAUACCAAAUACUGAUCCGCUUGUUUUGCGCUAUGACGUGUAUCGACGCAUCCAAGUCAAAUUUUCAAGGCCGUGUUUCUCAAUUCCAGGGGAGGAGGGGAGCAAGGAAAUGAACAGUUGGGGGAAAAGUGGGCUAGAGCGGUCAAUGCAUAUCCUGGCUUCUGCGAGCUCCUCAGCCAGGGUGCGGGGCUGUCAUCAAUAGGCGCUAUCUAGUAGAUGCCAAGUUGCCGAAAGGAGCUGAAGAGGCGUGUUCGUGUCGUUGGUGCUGCGAGAUUUUGAUGUGGAAUUUCUGGUUCGGAACAUAGCAGAGGACACGGUGCGGGAUGUGUUUACCAACGCGAUACGAGUAGCUGUUCAUGCUGGUAUAAAUGCUGUGAGGGUUUGUAAGUGUGCCUGACGAAUCUUAACCAAGUAGGGUGCACUUUGCAACAAGAGCGGUACGCGUGAGAUUCUGGCUUCCUCGUUCGGUUAUAGCUCCCCAUUUCGCCUCAUAAUAGCGUGAUCCUUUUACUGCAGGAACUGUUUAGGAACUACAAGCAGUGGCUCGGAGGUUUGUGGAUCGGUUUCGAAGGUGGUCUACUAUUGGCGAAUCAGGGUGCUGUUGAAGUCUGUACAAGAAUUUUGUGAAGAAGGAAAGAAUUGAGCACAAUGUUGCAAAUGGAGUUUCAUUCGACUGUACUGGAUGCAACGGAGGAAGACAAUGAGCUUUCCAGAGCGGACAGAAAUGAGCAUGAGCAGACUGUCUGUGAUCAACUCAAGCACGGCGAUAGUAGUCCUAAGAUCUAUGAAGGUCGAGUGGGAAAUCUUGGAAAAAUGCAGGGGAUAGCUAGUCCCAGCGAGGCCGUGCAUACAAUAGCACGUCCCCCUCCAAUAGUAACUCGCAAUGUAAGCCCUAAUGAUUCAGCGACUAAGAACUGGGUUGAAGUUGAUUUGAUUGACUUAGAUUCCCCUAAGGUAGAAGUAGCACUGGCGCGAGAAGCUGAAGGUUAUAUCAAUCAAGAGGUACUAAGGGAACUCGUAAAACCAUUUGCAGAGUCGGUGAAUCUAACCCAUCAGCCUAGUGGGAAAUGUUUGGGCAACGAUGAGUUUGUCACGCCCUUGGAUCGUCAACCUGGGCAUGUCCUGGACUUGCUUUCGAUUGAUAUCGAGGUAGUCGAAGCAGUUUCUGAUUCAUCCCGGAAUCUUGCGAGCUUACAAGAGAGGACUAGUUCUACGCGGAGCACGUUUAGCGAACCCUCGGACACACAGAGCCCUAGCUUUCAUGGAAAUGCAGGGGAUAAACUAAAUGUAAAGGACGAGGAGAGAGGGAGCUCUGCAACUAGGGCUUACAAUAAAACUUUAAACUUACUCAUGCUCAAGAAGAACAAACCUGUCGUGCAAGAAGGCAAAUCCCCGAAGCCAUGUGAGGAGCCAUUGCUUUUUGCACAUGAACAAGCAAAGGUAGAAAUUAAGUUGGAAAAGGAGGCAAAAGCAGAAGCCAAAAGGCUAGCUGAAAUAGCCAAGAAAGAUGUCGAAAACAAGAAGCGCGAGCUUCUCGAGUUAGCGGACCCUGUACCUGAAUCAGCGCUGAAAACUCACAAGGAUCAUGGUGUGCGCAAAGGAAUACAAAAGUUGUUUCAUAUUCAUGGAGGGGUUCACUCCCCUCGACAUCCAGCAAAGGUCGGACAUGCAGAUUCUCGAGAGGCAAAAUUGGUGCUACCAAGAGUGAACAUGUUUGAAACCUGCAUCAGCCCUGCCGCUGGAGAUAUUGCACUAUCCCAAAUGAGAGCAGCUCCCCGACCAGCAGUGAGAAAAGAUAUUCACUUUGCAACAGUUGAAUCUAAUCAACGGGAUGUGGAGGCAUGGACAAUGGAAGAGUACUUGGCAAAGAAUGCCAGACAAGAGGCAUGGGAGGACAGAGAUGAUGAUGGUGGUGAAGAAUUUGGAGGCAUCGAAGGAAACCAGCUACUGAACCAGUAUGGUGGCGAUGAUGUCACAGGAUGCAGUUACGGCAGCGACAGCGACUAAGGCGUUCAGACUACUAAACCUGCCGUCUUCGCACACUCUGUCCAAAGUGCUUGUAACAUUGAUUAGUAACAUACACAUCAAUUGAACAGGCUCCCAGCAACAAGUUUGAUGUGUCAAUUCAUAUAAAGAAAAAAGAAAGUAGAAAAAACCUGAGACGGAGAGCAUUCAGUUUUGCGCAUCAGAAGUUAUGGUGAGGACGAAACAUUGAAAGCAUCCUCUAUCUGUCCUUUGUAGCAUAGAUUUCUUUCAUAUCGUCUGUUUAAAAAGAGCUCCAGCUUGGGCCCAUAAAUUCGGAAGACCACUGUAUGCUCCAGAAAGUUCCAUCUGCUCUACUCCAUGUAUAUGAGGUAGUGAGCAGGAAAUUGUUACCAUUUAUUUCAAGUUUGACUAUCGUAUUACGACUUCUUUUAGAGUUU
Physcomitrium patens is the source of this 2778-nucleotide messenger RNA. RefSeq lists its product as uncharacterized. NCBI's taxonomy places the organism in Eukaryota, Viridiplantae, Streptophyta, Bryopsida, Funariales, Funariaceae. The record is from RefSeq and is a predicted model, not a curated record.